CCCGCUCCGCCCGCCAUGGCGACCGCGACCCCCGUGCCGCCGCGGUCGGGCAGCCGCGCCAGCGCCCCUGCGACGCCGCUGAGCCCCACGCGGCUGUCGCGGCUCCAGGAGAAGGAGGAGCUGCGCGAGCUCAACGACCGGCUGGCGGUGUACAUCGACAAGGUGCGCAGCCUGGAGACGGAGAACAGCGCGCUGCAGCUGCAGGUGACGGAGCGCGAGGAGGUGCGCGGCCGCGAGCUCACCGGCCUCAAGGCGCUGUACGAGACGGAGCUGGCCGACGCGCGACGCGCCCUCGACGACACGGCCCGCGAGCGCGCCAAGCUGCAGAUCGAGCUGGGCAAGUUCAAAGCCGAGCACGACCAGCUGGUGCUCAAUUAUGCUAAGAAGGAAUCAGAUCUCAAUGGAGCCCAGAUGAAGCUUCGAGAAUAUGAAGCUGCACUGAAUUCUAAAGAUGCAGCUCUGGCCACGGCACUUGGUGACAAAAAAAGUUUAGAGGGAGAUUUGGAGGACCUGAAGGAUCAGAUUGCCCAGUUGGAAGCCUCCUUGGCUGCUGCCAAAAAACAGUUAGCAGAUGAAACUUUACUUAAAGUGGAUUUAGAGAAUCGCUGUCAGAGCCUUACCGAGGACCUGGAGUUCCGUAAAAAUAUGUAUGAGGAGGAGAUCAAUGAGACCAGAAGGAAGCAUGAAACUCGCUUGGUAGAGGUGGAUUCUGGACGUCAGAUUGAGUAUGAGUACAAGCUCGCUCAGGCCCUUCAUGAGAUGCGAGAACAGCAUGAUGCCCAAGUGAAGCUGUACAAGGAGGAGCUGGAGCAGACUUACCAUGCCAAACUGGAAAAUGCCAGACUGUCAUCAGAGAUGAAUACUUCUACUGUCAACAGUGCCAGGGAAGAACUGAUGGAAAGUCGUAUGAGAAUUGAGAGCCUUUCAUCUCAGCUUUCUAAUCUACAGAAAGAGUCUAGAGCAUGUUUGGAGAGGAUUCAAGAGCUGGAGGACUUGCUUGCUAAAGAAAGAGACAACUCUCGGCGCAUGCUGUCUGACAAGGAGAGAGAGAUGGCGGAAAUAAGGGAUCAGAUGCAGCAACAGUUGAACGAUUAUGAACAACUUCUUGAUGUAAAGUUAGCCCUGGACAUGGAAAUCAGUGCUUACAGGAAGCUCUUAGAGGGCGAAGAGGAGAGAUUGAAACUCUCUCCAAGCCCUUCGUCUCGUGUGACAGUAUCCCGAGCAUCCUCAAGUCGGAGUGUUCGCACAACUAGAGGAAAGAGGAAGAGAGUUGAUGUGGAAGAGUCAGAGGCCAGCAGUAGCGUUAGCAUCUCUCACUCUGCUUCAGCCACUGGGAAUGUCUGCAUUGAAGAGAUAGAUGUUGAUGGGAAAUUUAUACGCUUGAAGAACACUUCUGAACAGGAUCAGCCAAUGGGAGGCUGGGAAAUGAUCAGAAAAAUUGGAGAUACAUCAGUCAGUUACAAAUAUACCUCAAGAUAUGUGCUGAAGGCAGGCCAGACUGUUACAAUCUGGGCUGCAAAUGCUGGUGUUACAGCCAGUCCUCCCACUGACCUCAUCUGGAAGAACCAGAACUCUUGGGGCACUGGCGAAGAUGUGAAGGUUAUAUUGAAAAAUUCUCAGGGAGAGGAGGUUGCUCAGAGAAGUACAGUCUUUAAAACAACCAUACCUGAAGAAGAAGAGGAGGAGGAAGAAGCACCUGAAGUGGUUGUAGAGGAAGAGCUUUUCCACCAGCAGGGAACCCCAAGAGCAUCCAAUAGAAGCUGUGCAAUUAUGUAAACUUCUCCAGUCAACCGUCUUCCUCAAAUAAAGAAGCAUGGUAAUCCUUACCAACGCGCAGUGCAGAGCCUUCUCAGAAGCACAGAGUAUUUUUGUAUUUCCUUUAUGUGAAUUUUUAAGCUGCGAAUCUGAUGGCCUUAAUUUCCUUUUUUGACACUGAAAGUUUUGUAAAAGAAACCAUAUCCAUACA
Canis lupus familiaris (dog) is the source of this 1966-nucleotide messenger RNA. It is a transcript of the gene LMNB1, whose product is annotated as lamin B1. Lineage: Eukaryota; Metazoa; Chordata; Mammalia; Carnivora; Canidae. The transcript is spliced from 11 exons. The record is from RefSeq and is a predicted model, not a curated record. The coding region runs from base 16 to 1776 and encodes 586 amino acids.